This is a messenger RNA of Zymoseptoria tritici IPO323, 1425 nucleotides long. RefSeq lists its product as uncharacterized. Bases 1 to 1425 code for a protein of 474 amino acids. The record is from RefSeq and is a predicted model, not a curated record. The transcript is spliced from 4 exons. NCBI's taxonomy places the organism in Eukaryota, Fungi, Ascomycota, Dothideomycetes, Mycosphaerellales, Mycosphaerellaceae.
AUGAAGAAGAUCCCUGGGCAGAGUAUACCCUUCUCCCGAGCCGCAUCGAAAGAGCCGGCAAACACUGUUACGCAGAUCAGCCUGGUGAACCUCAGCAACACAUGCUGCAACAAUAUCAUCUUCCAGCCGAUCAUGUCAGGCCCUGCCUUCGUCAUUCCACUUCAUCCAGACCCGCAGGAGUUCGCCAAAUACAUCGACGCUUGGGGCAACAUCACCCACCGGCAGCAAGAUGCGACCGAGGUGUACACUCGGGCCAUUUUGCCAUGCCUUCAACAGUACAUGGACGGCUUGAAGUUCCAGACGACCACCUACCUCGAAUACUUGGAGUGCGGAGACACCUCCGAGAUUAGCCUCAUGCAGAAGCUGUAUGAAAGCCAGACAGAGACUGAGACGAUCGAGAUCGACUGUGAGACGUGUGAGGUCCGCACGACACAUAGCAUGGCGGAACGCAUCGGACGUAUCAGCGGGAGUGCGCCGGCCAAUGACCUGGUCAUUCGUGCUGGCCUGCAGGAGUGGACAACAGAAGGCGCAGUCAAGACCAAAGCGCGUAUGCCUGUUCACGACGGCCUGAUGGCGGUGACGAGACUCGGUACACCGAUGAGGGCGGUCAAUAUCUGCCAGCACAAGGGCCCAGAUGUCAACAGCGGCCACUAUGUCUGCUACCGCCGGCCAGCCUUGGCAGACCUCGCUCGAGAGUCGUUGAUCAAACGAUGGCCCGGGUCGAGGGGCUGCGAUCCGAAGGCACAAUACAUUAACGUCCUCCUUGCGCCAAUCACCACCGCAGACAUCAUUGUGCUUGCCCGGCUUGCCACAGCCAAGUUCCAUGCCGACACGGUAGCCGCUAUUGAAGCCGAUCUCUCGCUCUCCGACGGAAAAACGGCCGAGGCUUUGACCCGCUCUCCCGUGCGCUCGGCUCUGGCGGGCAAAGAUCUGACACCGGAAGAGUUCUGCUCAAGCUUCAUUGGCGGUGGAGAGUUAGCGCAGGCCAUGGACCGUCUCGUCGACGAUGGCAUCUCCUGCUUCGAGAAUGCGAAGUACGGGGAGCACCAGGCCGCCUGGCGGGCUGCAAAUGAUCCGAACACGAUGCCACCAAUGGCCGCCCCUCAGCGGACUCAGGAGUCGGAACAGAUUAUCUCGAGCCCAGUAUUGAGCAUCCGGCAGUGGGGCAGUGUUCCCAUGAGUGGCAAAUCUGCUCGCCGCGAUAUGACUCCGUGCCACAUCGUCGAUAUGCUUGCGGGGUUUCAGGGAGAAAAAGAGCAGCGAUCCGACCGGAAGGAUAAGUCGAUUGUUCGGAAGGGAGAGGAGAUCAUCAAGGCUGAGCUAGCCGGCGGGGACGAUAUUCUGGAAGAUGACGAUUUUUUCGAGUACUUGGGAGACACGUUUGCACGGGAGGCUGAGGCCGACGGCGGAAGCGCUUCGAAUUGA